UCGUUUCCCUCACUUAUGUCUUCACUUCCUGAAAUAUAGAGGACGCAGAGAUCAAAUUCAAUCCCCAUAUGCAUAAAGAGGGCAUUUCCAGCUUUCUUCCAUGAAAAGAUCAGAACUUGCUGAAAAAAUAUGAGAGUCCAUAGAAGUAAAGAAAUACUCCAUCUCAUUCUUGUUUACUCCUGCAUCAUAAUCCUGUCAUUGAUUCCUUUAUCAGACAAUUUUGAAUUGAGUUCCCCCUUAUUUGUCAUUGGAAAUGUGGGCCAAGAUGUAAUCCUACCAUGCCAUGUCAAUUUUAAGACACAAGCAAAACUUACCACAAUUCAAUGGAACAAAAGAGUCAACAGUACCAUUGAGAACAUCUACCAAUUUACAGCAUCUGUUGGUGAGGCUAUCUAUGGACAGAACUAUAAGGCCAGAGCAGUUGUUUCCAAAGAAGGAUUGGACACUGGAGAUGUCUCCUUAAAGCUGAAAAAGGUCCAGAUGUUUGAUGAAGGAAAUUACAGUUGCUCAGUCAAAUCAUCUGAAGACUGGGUAGAUCAGGUCCAAAUAGUUCUUCAGGUGGAAAAGUUAGGAGGCAAUUCAUCAACACCAUCAUGCUUGAACUGGGCUCUUCCUUUACUUUGCAUCUUAAGUGUCCUACUUCCGCUUCUAAUAGCUGGAUUGGUUUUUUAUUGCAAAAGAAAAGAAAAACAGAUGAAAGCCCAGAUGAAAAAUUCAGAAAAUAAUCCAAAUCCACUUGUAGAACAACCCCAAGAAAACAGAGUUCUGCUUUCACCAUUCAAAAUACAAGAUACACAGGACCAGUUGGGUAAGUAGAUCUAUGCCAAUUAUAAUUCUUCCAUUCAAAAUACCAGUGCCUAAUGUAAGUCUUCAGAAUCACUUGAGGGAUUAUGUCUGUCUUCCUUUCCAGUUAAACACAAGUGACAUCACCUUCAGAUUCCCAGGAUCUAUGUUCUAGAGUAGGUUUGCCAUGUUCCUGCUACAGUGUGGAAGUACUACUUUCAAUCACUUUACCACCAUCUAGAUGAACCCCCCCCCCCAAUAUUUACA
Candoia aspera is the source of this 1050-nucleotide messenger RNA. RefSeq names its product V-set domain containing T-cell activation inhibitor 1-like. The transcript is spliced from 7 exons. Bases 130 to 816 code for a protein of 228 amino acids. Lineage: Eukaryota; Metazoa; Chordata; Lepidosauria; Squamata; Candoiidae. Gene Ontology annotation, molecular function: signaling receptor binding. Gene Ontology annotation, biological process: T cell receptor signaling pathway; regulation of cytokine production. Gene Ontology annotation, cellular component: external side of plasma membrane. The record is from RefSeq and is a predicted model, not a curated record.